Messenger RNA from Sardina pilchardus (European sardine), 623 nucleotides. It is a transcript of the gene ssr2, whose product is annotated as signal sequence receptor, beta. The transcript is spliced from 6 exons. NCBI's taxonomy places the organism in Eukaryota, Metazoa, Chordata, Actinopteri, Clupeiformes, Clupeidae. The record is from RefSeq and is a predicted model, not a curated record. Gene Ontology annotation, cellular component: endoplasmic reticulum; membrane. The coding region runs from base 42 to 596 and encodes 184 amino acids.
UGCGUAACAUUCCUUUUCUGACUCGAAGGAAGAAGACGAAGAUGAGGGCCCUGUGCUUGUUUGCUGUAGUGGCUUUGAUGGGUCUGGUGGCAGGUGAGGAGGGAGCUCGCCUGUUGGCUUCCAAGUCCCUGCUAAAUCGUUACGCUGUGGAGGGUCGAGACCUCACUCUUCAGUACAACAUCUACAACGUUGGGACCAGUGCUGCACUGGAGGUUGAGCUGUCCGAUGACUCCUUCCCCCCUGAGGACUUCGGCAUCGUCUCUGGAAUGCUUAAUGUGAAAUGGGAUCGUAUUGCUCCUGCCAGCAAUGUCUCUCACACGGUUGUGUUGCGUCCUCUCAAGGCCGGCUACUUCAACUUCACCUCUGCCUCCGUCAGCUACCUGGCCCAGGAGGGUGGACAGGUUGUGGUUGGAUACACCAGUGCUCCAGGUCAGGGUGGCAUCCUUGCCCAGAGAGAGUUCGACCGCCGCUUCUCCCCCCACUUUCUGGACUGGGCUGCUUUCGGAGUGAUGACGCUGCCCUCCAUCGGCAUCCCCCUGCUGCUCUGGUACUCCAGCAAGAGGAAGUACGACUCGCCCAAGGCCAAGAAGAACUAAAGCGCGCACACUCACUACUCCGAGGGA